UUAGGACCCACUCAGCUCAGGACUAUGACUUCGGGCACUGUUUGUAUUGAACUUGUUUUGUGUUGUCUGGUUUGUACUAUGCGGGCUGCAGCUGUGGAUUAUGUGUUAACUGUCCGCGCCUCAAAUAACGCUUCUGGCUUUGACAGAAGACAAGCGGUUGUAAGUUGAUUAUUAUCUGUAUGAUUCCCCACGUUUAUAGCAGAGCAGUACAAAGGUCAUUACUGCAUAGUUUAUAUGACAGUAUCUAGUACAGUGACAGAAAUAGCGUAAUAUUCGUUUAGUCGUUACGUACGAAACAGCAUACAUUACUGCUACAAACGUUUUCUGAAAGAAAAUAUGGUACUAAAGAAGGCAGAUAAUAUAAAAUGCAAUGAGGACAUCGAAAGGGAAAGAAAGAAGUGUUCGUUCGAUCCUUUAGAAUUGACACAUCUUUUAGAUGGCGGUCCCGAGAAGACAAGGGAAAGAAAAGAACGAGAAUAUUACUUCCUAUCUGAGCCAGAACUUAGGGAUACAAUACCUCAGGAUUAUUUGAGCCACAAGGAGAAAUAUGAGGAGGCUGUGAGAAAAGCAUGUACAUUGUUCAGAAAAGUCACACAGCUGCGAGAUAAAGGAGGUGAUUUGGAAAUAUUCAGACAGACAUUGAGUGGCAUGCUGGGUAGUGCCAUUCUCAAGGAUGGAAACCCAUUUACCCUUCACUAUGUCAUGUUUCUUCCAACAAUUGUUGGACAGGGAACAGUGGAACAGCAAGCUGAAUGGAUGGGGAAAGCUUGGAACUGUGACAUUAUUGGAACAUAUGCUCAAACAGAACUUGGGCAUGGGACAUUCAUCAGAGGUUUGGAGACAACAGCACAUUAUGAUCCUAAAACACAGGAGUUCAUUCUCAACAGCCCCACUUUAACAUCCUACAAGUGGUGGCCGGGUGGAUUGGGCCAAACAGCAAAUUUUGCUGUGGUUGUUGCACAGCUCCAUACCAAAGGUGUCUGCCAUGGCAUCCACCCUUUCAUUGUUCAACUUCGGGAUGAGGAGACACACAAACCUAUGCCAGGUAUUAAAAUUGGUGAAAUUGGCACAAAACUAGGCAUGAAUGCAACAAAUAAUGGAUACCUAGGUUUUGACAAUGUCCGUAUCCCCCGUGAACACAUGCUCAUGAAGAAUGCUCAGGUUCUGGAGGAUGGAACCUAUGUAAAGUCUCCAAGUGAUAAACUCACAUAUGGAACCAUGAUGUUUGUAAGAGUCAUUAUUCUUCAAGAUAUGGCUGGUUACCUCUCUAAAGCUACUACGAUAGCAGUUCGGUAUAGUGCAGUGCGGAGACAGUCUGAACUGAAGCCAGGUGAACCAGAACCACAGAUUAUUGACUAUCUCACACAGCAGUAUAAGUUGUUCCCCAACCUGGCAGCGUGCUUUGCCCUCCGAUUCAACGCCACCUGGUUGUGGAACAUGUACAACUGUGUUACAGCUGAGCUUGAAGAGGGAGAUUUGGAUAGACUGCCAGAGCUCCAUGCACUUUCCUGCUGCAUGAAGGCAGUUUGCACAGCAGAUGCUGCCCAGGGUGUGGAGACAUGUCGUCUUUCCUGUGGAGGUCAUGGCUAUAUGACCUGCAGCAGUAUGCCCUCUAUAUAUGGACUUGUCACAGCAGCAUCCACCUAUGAGGGAGAGAACACAGUGCUGCUGCUUCAAACUGCCCGAUAUCUCAUGAAGGCAUGGCAACAGGCUGUAGGAGGCAUGACUAUGACCCCCACUGUGGCAUACCUCAAGCAGGCAGUCUCGGGAAAUAAUGGUCCAUGGUCCUGGGAGAAUACAACAGCUUGUAUCAUUAGGGCUUAUCAACAAGUAGCAGCAGGAAAAAUCAAAAUGUGUGCUGAGAACAUGGAUAAGAGGAUCCGAGGAGGCAUCUGUCCUGAGGAUGCAUGGAAUAUGACAUCAGUGGAACUUGCUCAGUGUGCUGAAGCUCAUGCCCGUGCCAUUAUGGUGGACAAGUUUGUUGAGAGUGUGUUGGAGCUGAAUGUAUCCCCUGCUCUCAAGACAGUGCUGACCCAACUGAGUGAACUUUAUGCUGUCUACUGGCUUCUUCAGAAAUCUGGAGACUUUCUUAUGUUUUCAGACGUAACAGCACAAGACAUUGCCAGUCUCCAGAAAUGGAUGGAGGUUCUACUAUCUGAGAUUCGACCAAAUGCGGUUGGAAUUGUUGAUGGUUUUGAUAUCUGUGAUGAGAUUUUGUCAUCAGCACUUGGCUCAUAUGAUGGAAGGGUCUAUGAGCGUUUGUUUGAAGAAGCCUCCAAGAGCCCCCUGAAUAAGGAGCCUGUCAAUGUAUCCUUCCACAAGUACCUAAAGCCCUUUUUGAAGGCCAGUCUCUAAGAGAUUAGUUUCUUAGACAAUUUUGUUUGGAACCUAGAGUAAUGCUGAGUGCCUUUCCAAAUUUUGUUUCACUAAAGAAUUAGUGUAUUACCAAUAAAACCGGUAAGGGAAGCUAAAUAUAUGAAAGUAUUAACACAAUGAACUUAUGAGAAAAUAGUACUUAGAUCAUGUGGUGACAUAACAUUACUCAGUAUAAUUUAUUUGCAAGUCAUUUAUUUUUAAAAAAUAUUUUAUAGAUACUUGGUACAAGAUUUCUGCUGGACAGCUAGAGGCUUGUCACACAUUUCUCUUCAGUGUUCACACUGAAUGCUGUAUGCAUGUUGUGUGGUUCAAAAUUUACAGCUGAAAUGAGAACAAAAUUAUGGUGUAAGUUUUUCUUUUCCUGACCAAUCAGUUUAAUGUCCUCUCUUUCUGUUGGCUGUUGUAACAGUCAUUUAACUUCUAAUGCAGUAAGCAUGGGUAGGCUUUAAAGCAACUUGUUCCCUUUAAGAGUCUGUAGUUGCUGUGCUGACACAAUGUUAGUGAACACAGCAUAGCAAGUUCAAGUCAUUUCACAGCUAGAAACUUUGAAAUAGACUGCAAAAACUGACAGUCCAUCUUCCUUCAGAAAAAGGUUACCAAAAUUAGAAAAUCUGGAGGUUAAAAAAAAACAACUGAAAGACCUGGGCCUAGAUUGGCAGAUACUAAUGCAUUGGAUAUUAAAGAAAGAGUGUGUUAUGGUGUGGAUUGGAUUCAUCUUGCUCAGGAUAGGGGCUAGUGAUGGGCUGUUGUGAACGUGGUAAUCAACCUUCAUAUUAUGUAAAAGAUGCAUACUAAUCUUAGCUUACAUGAUGGUUUUGGUUGAUCUAGAUGUAUCUUUACUAAUCCCUCAGAUAGCCAAGGUCAGGUGACGCGUGGAGUAGGAUACUCCCACUGCUAGAAGAUGUAGUUUCUAAAUCCAUUUAUGUGUGGUGCACACACAUAGCAAGAGGUGUCCUUUUUCUUCAACCUUUUCACUGCUGAGUAAAUAAAGCCUAGUGUAACACCCCUGUGCUAAAUUACUUUUGUAAUACUUAUUUUUUAAAAUAAAAGGAAAUCAAGUAGAAAUCUUAACAGUACAUGCAUACUAAUCUUAUCUUACAUGAUGGUUUUGGUUGAUCUAGAUGUAUCUUUACUAAUCCCUUAGCCAAGGUCAGGUGACAUGUAGAGUACGAUACUCCCACUGCUAGAAGCUGUAGUUUCUAAAUCCCUUUAUGUGUGGCAUACACACAUAGCUAGAGGUGUGCCUUGUAGUUCAUUAUGUUCACAAUACAUGAAGUAUAUGCCUGGCAAAUUUGAACACAUUCAGAAAAUUAAAAAAAUGACAUUCCAAAAUAUAUGUAAACAUAUAGUAAGCAGAAUAACUGAUUAACCUCAUGGAUAUAAUGGAUAAGCCUAAGUAGUAAAUAAGUAAAUUAUAAAGGUGUCAGAACUUGUUAAUACUAAUUCAAAGUCUAAAGAUUGUACAAAUACAGAACAUAAGACUAAAGAGAGCAAAUCCAUCUGUUGGCUAGGAAGGCAACUCUUGUAAGAUUUGAAGGCUGGAUGGGCAGAGGAGCCUGCCCUCUUUUUGUAUUAUAACAACAACAACAACAACAACAGUAAUAAUAAUAAUUGGAAAGUUAUUUUGGAUGAUACAUGUUUAUACAGCUCUCACCUUUGAGAAUACAGGUGCAGCAAGGAUGCCACAUUGAGCCAUGUCUGUAGUAUCAAGAGCUCAGCAGUGUAAAGGUUAAUUAUCUCUAAAAGUGCAAGACGUAUGAAGAAAGUUUAUAGCAUAUAGAAUGGUGUUUUAUUCUUCUCAACAACAUUCAUUCUAAACAUUUUUCUCUUGAUGUUUAGCAAGAUACAUGCAGAAAUGCAAGUAAAUGCAUGUGAAGUCAUCAUUAAAUAUGUUGAGUCAAAACUGAAGUUGAAAUAGCUUGACAGUGUCAUAAAAUUCUCCAGUAUUAAACUUAAUGGAAAUCCAUCUGGUAUUUUUCAGUUUUUAUGGAUUGAUUGAGGAACAUUUAGGCACUCCUCGGAGUUCUAUGUAGUUGUGCACAGUUUGUACAUCCCAAAUUUUAAAUAUUCCACUUCAGAAUUUUAACAAGACAUUCCAAGAAGACUCAUAAAGCUUACUUUCCCGUUACAUAGUUCUACAAAUCUGUUGUUAAUAUUACUGUUCUUUUAUUAUGUUUUUUUAUGAAGAACUCAUUACUUAGGAACAGAUUUUAUAUACAUUCAAAGAGCUCAUAAGAUUCUGGUGCUGAAAGGGCUAAAGGACUGAGGAAACCGUAGGUUAUACAUAUAAGGCAGCUGAAGUAGACAGAACAGAGAUAUGAGAUAAUCUGAUCUUGCAUAUUACAAAUUUUAUUUAUGUUGGUCAGUGCAAAUGAAUUUCAGGUUCUUAUGAAUUACUAAUUUGAAUAGCAAAGUGUAAACCCUGCAUUGUCAGGCGAGAUUUUAACAAAGCUCAGCACAUAACCACUAAACUUGAAAAUAUAUUAAUAAUGUUAAUUUCAGUGUUACUAAUGAUACAUAAUUAUAGUUUUAACUGUAUCAGAAUAUUUGAAGUUCUUUAUUGCAUUCGAGCAGUAAUUUCUAGUUUCUACAGAUAUACAUUUUUACACUGAAGUCUUCCCAUGUGACUGACUUGUUACUCAUUUCACUGGUCCCUGAUGGUGCAGACGGAAUGUCUCCAAAACAUCACUAUUUUAUUCCAUUUUGACUGCAUAGUCCUUCAAGAAGACUUCACUUCGUUGGGCCACUGUGAGAAUGUUUUCAUUGUGUGUGUGUACAUGCACAUGCACACACUUCUUACACUGAUUACAGUGUUCUUAUUUUGUAACUCACAUAAUUUUAAGUUAAGUUUUACAUAACCUGUAAGUAGUGAUGUCUGAACAUAUGCAGUAUAUUUUUGUGUGUCUAUAUAAACUGUAUACUAUUCAGAUUGUAAAAUACAGUAUAUUUAUAAAUCAUUUGUCGUAAAAAUUCUUGAGAUUAUACAGUAUUUACAGACAGUAUGAAUGGUAUGAAAUUUAUAAAUUGUCUGUAGUAAUAGUUUUCAAAUAAGUGACAUUUUGCUGUUUUGUUGAGAUUAUAAGAUAGUGAGGUUGAAAUAGUUUUAUUAAUUUUGUAUGGUGUGUACUGCAUUUCAAAAUCUGUU
Molecule: messenger RNA, 5521 nt
Organism: Cryptotermes secundus
Lineage: Eukaryota; Metazoa; Arthropoda; Insecta; Blattodea; Kalotermitidae
Product: probable peroxisomal acyl-coenzyme A oxidase 1
Exons: 12
Coding region: 337-2355 (672 amino acids)
Biological process (GO): fatty acid beta-oxidation using acyl-CoA oxidase; lipid homeostasis
Cellular component (GO): peroxisome
Molecular function (GO): fatty acid binding; acyl-CoA oxidase activity; FAD binding
Source: RefSeq, a predicted model, not a curated record